Metopolophium dirhodum (rose-grain aphid) is the source of this 1516-nucleotide messenger RNA. RefSeq names its product alpha-tubulin N-acetyltransferase 1-like. Gene Ontology annotation, cellular component: microtubule. Gene Ontology annotation, molecular function: tubulin N-acetyltransferase activity. NCBI's taxonomy places the organism in Eukaryota, Metazoa, Arthropoda, Insecta, Hemiptera, Aphididae. The transcript has 8 exons. Gene Ontology annotation, biological process: alpha-tubulin acetylation. The record is from RefSeq and is a predicted model, not a curated record. The coding region runs from base 286 to 1131 and encodes 281 amino acids.
CAGCCUGCCCGACCGCCUACUGCGGCAGACAGUGCGACACUUUAAUUCCAAGGUUGACCGUUGGCGGACGCCCUCCUUGGUCGAUCCGAUUUCGGAUUUACGCCUCUGCGACGAUAAUCGUCUGUACUCUACGUAUUACUAGACGAAAGCGAAACUAAUAAAUUGUUAAUAGCUAUUAAGUAUUCUUAGUUUUCGCGCUACUAGUGUACGACCGAUAAUAAUCGUUCUACCGGUCUGGUAUCGUCGUAUCUUCGCCGAGUACUAAAAUAUUCGUAGUUCUGCGUCAUGGAGUUCAAGUUUGACAUUAAGAAUGUGGCCACCGAAGAGGUGAUGAAGAUUGACAACACGCUGACGGCCUUGGGACACGAAAAAAAUGAAGACUUAAAAAGCAUAAUGAAACUGAUCAUUGACGAGAUGGGUAAAGCUUCGGCCAUUGCUCAAGAAUUGAAGAUGCCCAUAACCAGCGGCGACAAGCUAGCCAAUUCCGAUCACAUUCUCUACAUGAUGACAGAACACGAUAAACCUGAACAUUUCAGUGUUGUUGGAAUUUUGAAGAUGGGAUGGAAAAAGUUAUACCUCUAUAACAAAGAAGGCUUGCGGUCAGAAGCAAUGGUCUACUGUUUGUUAGAUUUCUACAUACAUGAGUCCAAACAGCGUAAAGGUUAUGGAAAACGUUUGAUCGAAUGCAUGUUACAGGAUAUAAAUUUAGAAGCCAAACAUUUGGCUAUUGACAAGCCAACUAAAAAAUUAUUGCAGUUUAUGUGGAAGCAUUAUCAACUAUCCAAAUUGGUUAACCAAGGAAAUAAUUUUGUAAUAUAUGAAGAAUUUUUUGAUGACGCACUAGACGAAAAGAAUCAUGACAAUAGUGGACAUAGAGCUGUAUCAUAUAAGCGACAGGCAAUGUUUGGACGGCAUGGGGCUCAUAAACAUCAUGAUACAAUGGGCGAGAUAGUUCAAGGUGAAGGCGAUGCUGCGUUUGUGAAGUUCAAAUACAACCAAGACACAGAUUUCGUGGAUCACCAGUUCAAAGAAACUAAUCCACAUCCUGAAAAUAGUAAUGCAUUCAAAACUGACAAAGAUGGAAACUCCGUGAAACGAGAUCUUAAAUUUCAUCACAACUCUCUGUGGUAACCAAUAGUUAAAGUAUAUCCAAACAAUUGUGCUGGGUUCCAAUCCGCAUUCACAAGUUCAAUUGUAUAGAUAUUUUUGUUUUGUUCAAUGUGUAACAGCUAAUAAUUUAACAACUUAAUCCAAAUGCAACUUUUAAAUAUUCUCUAAUAUUAUAUACUGUACUUCAAUAAUAUUCAUCAAUUUUUUUUGUGAGCAAUUAUUUAUUUUUUAAUGUAAUAGUCUAUUUAUUGCUAACAACAAUGCUGCUAACUGUAUAUUGAGUUCUACAUUUUAACAAGGCUGAUAAUUUUGUUUAAUUUUACUUUUUUUGUAUCAAGCUUUUGUAUACGUUUAUAGACAAUAGCUUCAAACGGCAUUCUAAUAAUUAUAUUUUUAUUUUUGGUAA